CCCAGAUUAGUUGAGUGUCAACCAGGUGUCAGGCAGGGUAAUGGGUACUGGGGGAGCUGAGGAUGAAUGAGACAUACGCUGGGCUGUAGAAGGGGGAGAGAGCCUGCUGUACUAGAACUGCAACCCAAACCCUGUAUUAUGGACAUGCUAGGAAGGUUCAGUCGUGGUUCCAUCGCCUGGCACAUGGGUGAUUAUGAGGACAUCAAUCAAAGAAAUUCCAAAGCGGCCGCCCUCAUUAGGCAGAACAAGGCAGCACUUCCGGGAGCUUCCAGGCCACCUAAGCUGCCACCGAAAAAGGAGGAGAAAAGGAGAUUUCGGCCUCUAAAUCAGCAUGAUGCAACUUGCUACUAGAAAGAACAACUGACUAUGGAUGUUGAACAAGAGUCAGGUUGUAGUAACCCUAAAUGAUUCUCAUGUUACCCCCUUGGGAUGUCCUGCAAGAGUAUGCUUCAGUUUAAAGUCCAAAUAAA
Messenger RNA from Rhinolophus ferrumequinum (greater horseshoe bat), 470 nucleotides. RefSeq names its product chromosome 18 C4orf45 homolog (gene SPMIP2). The record is from RefSeq and is a predicted model, not a curated record. The coding region runs from base 67 to 351 and encodes 94 amino acids. NCBI's taxonomy places the organism in Eukaryota, Metazoa, Chordata, Mammalia, Chiroptera, Rhinolophidae. The transcript has 3 exons.